Sclerotinia sclerotiorum 1980 UF-70 is the source of this 876-nucleotide messenger RNA. RefSeq lists its product as hypothetical. The transcript has 4 exons. Bases 1 to 876 code for a protein of 291 amino acids. NCBI's taxonomy places the organism in Eukaryota, Fungi, Ascomycota, Leotiomycetes, Helotiales, Sclerotiniaceae. The record is from RefSeq and is a predicted model, not a curated record.
AUGUCGCUUCACUCUUUCCUUGGAUUUUCAUUGUUGACAAUUGCCUCUGUAGUACAGGCGCAAGAUUGUCCAAUUCAAUUUGAAGGACGCAUACCAGUAGGAACCACACCAAGUGCAUUUGAUAACACAAAUCUCUACAAUCCUAAAUAUAACUUUGGAGCGAAUCUCACAUGGAGCGAAAUUAUCAAAAUCCCGUCUGAUGUUCCCUCUUCUUUGUAUGGUGGAAACUCAACCAUACCCUUCGAGGUCACCCUCUCUGAUGCCUCCAUCUAUGCUCCCUCAUCGACCAAUGUUCAAGUCGGAUUUCGUCGUGCCGAAUUGAUGCCUGCGUCAAACAAUGGCUCCGAUCCAUCUACCAUUGGUGUUAAGACUCUUCAUUUCUCCAUCAUGAAAGAUGAAUCUCGUAAAUUGAACCUUAGCCACGAGUACCAAAUUGUCUUCCUUGAAAGUGCAGAUUACAGCACAAAUCAAAUUGUGUUGAAGACAGGUACCAUCUUAGACACCAACAUCACGGAUCCAAAUGUCUUGAGAGUCGUAGGAAAUGUUAAUGAAGGAGCCAAAGAACUCUUCACCACCCCAUUUACUGAUGGAUGGCACAACUUUGCUUUGAAGUUGGAUUUUACCGCCAACACAACCCAAGUUUUCUACUCCGCCUCUACCAAAUCUCUUGCAUCUGUAAGCGAAGCUUUGUCUAACGAUCUCUCGGGACGAGGUCAAUACCACUUCGGCUUGUUGAAAAAGCCAACAAAUUUUGCUCCUGGUGCGGAUAUCACCAAGAACGGGUUCCAGGAAAGUGGAAUUAAUGAGGGAUUGAUUUUUGGUGGAAUUUUUAUGGUUGAUAGCGAAAAUUGUGAUUCUGAUGUGUGCGAGGUUUGA